Messenger RNA from Cutaneotrichosporon oleaginosum, 2793 nucleotides. RefSeq lists its product as uncharacterized. Gene Ontology annotation, molecular function: microtubule minus-end binding; gamma-tubulin binding. The record is from RefSeq and is a predicted model, not a curated record. Gene Ontology annotation, biological process: meiotic cell cycle; cytoplasmic microtubule organization; spindle assembly. Lineage: Eukaryota; Fungi; Basidiomycota; Tremellomycetes; Trichosporonales; Trichosporonaceae. Gene Ontology annotation, cellular component: equatorial microtubule organizing center; gamma-tubulin complex; spindle pole.
CGAUCACUCAUUCUUACACCCAUGGAGAGAGGAAGCCCUCUCGAGAGUCUCGUCUACUCAGUCCUGCCCGGACUGAGCCAGCUUCCUGGACGACAACGACAGGAACGCGUAAAUGAGCUCGUCGAGUAUGCAGAAGCCAUCCUCACGAGUCGCCUGCCAUCCUCCGUUCCCCUUGGCGUAGGGGCACUUCCCGAUGCCGCACGUCGACUGCUGCCUAAGAGCAGCGACGCGCUGCGAUUUAACGCGCUGUGGAGUGCGAUAGAGCGGAAUGGUACCCUUUCCGCGCCCAGCAAGCAACUCCAGUUCCUCGUGGCUUUGUCCGCUCUGAACCGAUCAUCUGAAUCUACCUUUGCCUCUCCGCGCCGAUCACACAAUCGAGUCGACUCCCGUGGAUUCGGAGCUCCUGCCCCACCACGAGCCGCCGCGCCGUCAGGUGAACCAUCGCGCCCCGCCGCCUCGCCAUCCAAGCCAGCACGGAGCAAGGCUGCCCUCCUUCGCGAAUGGCGCACCGAGCGCGCCCGCAAACCUUUUCCUGAGGCCCUGCUGCUCCGUGACGCAUUGUACUUGCUGCAGGGUAUCGAUGGCCGAUACGUUCGCUUCGCUGUGGCACCGCCACCUGAACUGAAUCCCUAUCUCACCGAGCGAGGGAGGGAAGGGAACGGUACUGGCUUUCCCCUCGGCGCCAAUGGCGUCACCAUCCCGACUGACGUUGAGCCGCAAGUUUUGGGGAUUGACAUAGUUGCAGAUGAGGCGAGGGAAGGAUACAUCGCUAAGCCGACGAGGAACAUCCUUGUGCAGCUGUCUGAGCUGGGCGUCUUGUACCGCCAGAUCACAAGCUUUGUUCAGGAGCAUCAGGCUGCUGGGCCGAGCUCACGCAGUGGCAUGGUCGUGCAGAGUCUUUGUCACUUUCUUCAUCACGAGCUGAGCGAGUACCACCGUCUGCUGGCGGUGCUGGAGUCGCAGAUGAACCGAGGCGACGAGAGCACCCCUGCAGAAUCUGGCCUAACUCUCAUUCGAUUGGGGCUGUGGACGGAGGACAUGCGCCUCAAACUCCGCCUCAUGGACAGCGUUGUCAGUGACGCGCGUAGCACACAUGGUGGCGCUCUGGUAUCCAAAAUUCACAAGCACACAGCGCAUGGCGAUCCCUUCGUGCGCAGGUUCACAGACCAAAUCUUGGAGGAGGUGUCCAAGCCCUUCUUCUCGACACUCCAACGCUGGAUUAUCUCAGGCGAACUACACGACCCUUUCAACGAAUUUUUUGUCCAGCUUAACCCGGAAAUCACGAGCAACGACGUGAACGCAUUCACCACCGACUUGGGCUUUGAGGAGGGUCUGGACUCCGACGGGAACACAAGUGAUGCGCACCAGGUCUGGGAGAAGAGAUACAUUUUCGUCAAGGCCAUGAUGCCCGGCUUCAUCAACGAGGACUUUGGCAAGAAGAUAUUUUCUACGGGCCGCUCUCUCAACUUCACUCGCUACCAUUGCUAUGACUCGGACUGGGUAGCAGAGCAGGCCGGCUCAGGCUCUAGCGCGCUUAAGUACUCUGACUUGAACGGGCUGGAGCAUUCCAUCGAUGUGGCUUACUCCAAGGCGAGUAAGCACCUCCUUGAGACCUUCUACGACAAAUACCACCUUAUGGACCACUUGACGGCGCUCAAAAGGUACCUUAUGCUGGGCGCGGGCGACUUUGUCGACCUCCUGAUGGACUCCAUGACGUUGCGCCUGGACCGUCCCGCGAUCUCGCUGUAUCGACACCAUCUGACGUCCGACCUGGAGAGCGCGAUCCGCGGCUCAUCAGCCCAGUUUGAUUCACCGGACGUGCUGCGUCGCCUUGACGCGCGCGUAAAACAUUACAACCGCGGCGAAAUUGGCUGGGAAUGCUUCAUGCUCGAGUAUCGGGUCGAGGCGCCUCUUAACGCGGUUCUCGACACACGUGCAAUGGAGGGGUAUGGGCGCCUUUUCAAUCACCUGUGGCUCUUGAAGCGUGUGGAGACAGCACUCACGAAAGGCUGGAAGCGCGCGACAUUCUCCAGCCGGCAAUUCGAAAGCCUCCCCUCCGUAGAUGGAAUUUGGCAUAUGUCCCGCCGACUUCAAGCAGAAAUGGUUCACUUCCUGCGCAACAUGCAGGCGUUCUGCCAACUCGAGGUGAUUGAAUGCUCGUGGGCCGCCCUACGAAAGACAACAGACAGACGAGACGGCGACUUGGACGCGCUCAUCUUCGCGCAUCGGACGUAUUUGGAUCGGGUGGUGCGCAAAAUCCUUCUCCUCGGCCCACGCAAGGAGGACACUCUGCUUAAUCUCGUCAGGACCGCGCUCGGCCACAUCCUGGCUUUCACGGCCUCAAUGGAGGAACUGUUUAAGUGGAGCCUGGGAGAGGCAACGCGGCUAGACCGCAUCAGGGGUGCGGAGCGUGGGUUGAACGCGGACGACGCACGCGUGGCCGAAUCUGAAGGCGAAGCGUCGCGUAAGAAGCUGCAAGACAUCCGCCAACGAAUCGACAUCUGCGGCGUCGGCUUUCAGGAUGCUGUGGGGAGCGUGUGUAAAGAAGCUGCUUCACAUCCAGAUUUGGACGUGCGGUUCUUGGCUAUACGUAUCGCAUUUAAUGGGCACUACUCGCUGCGGCGAGGAAAGAGGAAAUCGGCAAAAGGUAAUGCAGAGUGAGUGAAGAGGGCCCGUAUUUUCAUGCAUGUAUGUACUACUGAGAGGUAAAUGUACCAUUCUCGCGAUGCUCGAACAGUCUUGUGGACCAGACUGUGAGCGUGUGCGCCCCACCUCGGCCACAGACGUAUCUGA